ACUGCAUAUUAUUUUUUUUCCCUUCCGCUGUAUUUACAUUUUUUGCGCAACGUAGUUAGUUUAAAUUCAAACGAAGUGCAAGUUAGUGCUUGAUUAUCACAGCAAUAGAAACACGGCACAUUAAUGAGGCACCGACGAAGGCACCACCUAAGCCAAAAAUAGGCGAAAAAAAAGAAACAUAGAAAAGAACAAAAUUAUUCCGUUCGAUUGUUUUGGUUUGGUGCUGUGGCUGCACCUGCUCAAAGCAUUAAAAUAACGCAUAAAGUGAAUAUAUUUGAGAGCGUAGCUAACGUCUGCGAUCUGCAGGCGUCGGCGGGUGCGAGACGGUCAGAUUUAUUGAAUUUUAAUAUUUUGGCGCACGGAGUAGCGUAACCAGCCGCUACGCAAUGGACGACAGCAGCAGCGGACGCACCUCGUUGGCGGACAGCGCCAGCUUGGCAACAGCUUCGCUGCAGAGCGGCAGCUCCAGUCAAAAUAUUGCCAACGAUGGCCUCAUCCACGUCUACAAUUAUCGCAGGGGCGACUACGAGAAGUUCUCGCCGUCGCUUCACUGCGAAGAGAUAUGCACCAUAAUGUGCCGCCAUAUGGAUAUACUGCCCACAGCGGUGCUGCUGUUCGGUAUACGCGAGCAGAGCAACGGCACCGAGACAUCACCGAUGACGCUUAAAGUAAAGCACAAGUGGCAGCUGCCCGGCGAACUGCUCAAUAGCAGUGUGCGCUACUGUUUCCGGAUGCGGUUCCGUGUCCCGGAACUGGACAGACAGCUGCCAGUGAUUGAUGUGCACUGCCACAAGUAUUUGUAUCACCAGAUGCGCUACGAUAUGCUGCACGAGCAGAUCGCAGAGAUACGCUAUCCGGAGCAAAGGGACAAAGUGAUGGGUCUGGCUGUAAUGGAUAUGGUAAUUGACAGGGAGGAGCAGCUGCUGCUGGCGCAGGCCGUCGAGAAGGCCUACAAGAGCUAUUUGCCGCGUAGUUUGUGGCGCGCCCACCGCAUCUUUGUGCGCUCCAAAAUACGCAGCACCUUUCGACGUCUGAACAGCAAUCGACCGAACGUGGACAGCCUUAAGUGGCACUAUGUGCAUCAGAUCUGCGACCUGGCGCCCACCUAUCUAACCGAACAGUUUAAUGCCACCGUUGAAUAUUUCCCCAAUGAGUCAACAACGGAGCCACCCCAUGGCAACGGCAGCAUCGCCAGCUCAACGCGCACCUCGACCACAACGCUAGUCACAGGCUCCAACACGACCCUCUCUACCACGAUAACCGGGCCCGGUAAUCAGCGCAACGACAGCGGCAGCGACACCCACACACUGCGUGGCAGCCAGCAGACCCCACAGCCAAGUCGUCACAGGGCCUCCCAGCAGCAGCAGCUGCAGGCCAACUCCAUACCCGUCUAUGUCAGGCUCUUUCAUCAUGAUUCACCCGAGCCGGGCCUAAAGGUGGCGCGCGUCACAUCGGAAGCCACACUAAAGUGGAGUCUUGUGGCCGUAGUCGAAGAUAUUUUCUCGCUUUAUAAGGAGAGCGAACAGGUCGUGCGUCUGGAAAUCGUUGGCUUUCCUAAGGGGUAUCAUAUGCGCUUUGAAACGGAACACGAGAUGAAAUCGUUUAUAUCCUAUCUGGGCAUUUAUAUAAGAUUGACAGUGAAAUGGAUGCAGGACUUGUGUCCAUCGUAUAAGACACCAUCGCUGGAGGAGUUGGAGCGUUUGUAUUGUCACGGACCCAUCGGCGGUGGCUACUCAUUUAUGAAACUGCACGAGAACGGCGACAAAUGCGGCAGUUAUAUUGUGCGCCAGUGCGAUCGGGAGUAUAACACAUAUUAUAUUGAUAUCAAUACAAGAAUUGUGGCGAGAAACAGCGAUCAUGAUCGAUGCCAAACUGAGACAUUCAAGAUCAUACGCAAGGACAAGCAAUGGAAGCUGGAACACAAGAGCGAUGAGCACAUCUUUGAUCAGCUAUCAGAACUGGCCCAGUUUAUACGCACCGAUAGCCCCGAUCGUAUACGCAUACCGGCCUCUAAAUAUGAUAAGCCGCCGUUGUUGCUGCUCUGUUUGCCAAAAAAUUUAAAAACCAAAAAGACUGAAGCGGAAUUAAGUGAAGCGGAAUUGCAGCGUCGUAAUCCUCAGAUAUUUAAUGCUAAAACUGACCUACAAUGGUACCGAGACUCGAUUAAUGACAGCGACGAUGACAAGGUGUACACAAUGCGCGGUGACUGGAUGCAGCAGGGCUCGUUCAAGGAUGUGCCAGUCACAAUGAAAAUGCUAAAGUACGAUGCGAAUUUUGAAGAGUUCAUGAAACUGGCGCAAACCUGGAGCCUAAUACAGUCGCCGCAGUUUAUUAAACUGUAUGGCCUAACACUAUCCGUGCCAUAUACAAUGGUCAUGGAGUACUCGAAAUACGGGCCGUUAAAUAAAUUUCUGCAGAUGCAUCGAAACAUUAGCAUGUAUUGUUUGCUGGACGUGAUGCAUGGCCUGGUGCGUGGCAUGCACUAUCUGGAGGAUAAUAAGAUAAUACACAACUACAUACGCUGCUCCAAUUUGUACGUUACCAAAUACGACUCCGAGAAGUAUGUGCUCGAUGCCAAAAUCAGCGAUCCCGGCUGUCCGCGUCCCUACAAGCAAUCCGAUUCACCCUGGAUACCGAUUAAGUACUACAACAACCUGGAGGGAGCCAAGCAGGAUUCUAGCACACAGCUCUGGGCAUUUGCGACUACCAUUUAUGAGAUAUUCUCGCGCGGCCAGCUGUCGCUGGAUCAGUUGAAACAGCGCGAUCUCAUACGCAAUCGAACCAUUGAUGGCGGCAUAUUGAAGCCGCUCAACCAACGCCUCUGCCCACCUGAAAUGUACAAUACAAUUAUGGAUGGCUGGAGCGAUGAUCCGGAUAAGCGUUUCAGUCAUCACGACAUAUUUACGCGACUGAAUGCCAUCAAAACCCGCUUACAACGAAACUACGAUGUGCCUGAAACGGAAAUGGAGUCAUUCGAGUACUCGGAUGACCAUAUGCACUGCAACGACGAUGAGAAUGACUUCAGCAGCGAAGCGCACGCAUCUUUUAAUGGCCAUGGCCUGCCAAAUGGCCAACACCAUUCGCCGGACUCGGACAGCAUGACUAUGUGCAAUGGCGCCGUCGGCCUGAGCAGUGAAUUCUUUGCAAAUUCACAUGACUUGCCGCUGGUGAUGCAGUUGUACGACUGCAAGGUUAUAUACCGUGAGAAGCACAAGAUUGGCCAGGGUCAUUAUGGCACCGUAUAUAGGGGUGAACUCGAAUAUCAUGAUAAGGAUCGCCCCAAAGAGCAGGUGGCCAUUAAGAAACUGAAAACCGUGCAGGUAACCAAUGAUUUUCUGCGCGAGAUCGACAUCAUGCGCAAGCUGGACCAUCCCAAUGUGGUCAAGUUCAAGUAUUGGGCAGAAAAAUCGCUAAGCAUCAUCAUGGAGUACUUUGAAUUUGGCUCGUUUAUUGUCUACCUAAGUUCACGCAAGCCAAGUCUCACCAAUGCCCGCCUAUUGGCCUUUGCCCUGGACAUUGCCCAUGGCAUGGACUAUUUAUCUGGCAAGGGUCUCAUACAUCGCGACCUGGCAGCCCGCAACAUUCUAGUCGAUCGUUCUUGUGUAAAAAUCUCAGAUUUUGGCCUGGCCCAGUUUGCCAAUGCCGAUGGCUACUACUAUGGCAUCAGCCAGCGUGAUAUACCCAUUAAAUGGUAUUCGCCCGAGGCCAUUGAGACUCUUAAGUUCUCAUCGUAUUCAGAUGUCUGGAGCUAUGGCGUAACGCUCUUUGAAAUGUUUUCACGUGGCGAAAUACCAAAUCUGGUGCCUGGGCAAGAUUUAACACAGGAUCAGUUUCUCAAUCGCCUACGCCAAGGAAAACGAUUACCAAAGCCGGAGCUAUGUUCGGACUUUGUGUACAACGAGCUGAUGCUUCCCUGUUGGCAUGAAACUCCCAAAUCUCGACCAACAUUUCAACAAAUUAUACAAAUCAUAACAAGCGAAAUUGGCGACAAUGUUGGAUCUGCAACGGGCAGUCAGCAGCAGUUGCAACAACAGCAACAACAGCAGCAGCAGCAGCAACAGCAGUUGCAGCAGCAACAACCACUGAAUAGGGGCACAUCGUUAGAGGACAUGUAUAAGGGAUUAACGAUCACCUAAACACAAAAGGAAGAAUCCCAAGUGGGAAAAUCGUUUUAAAAUUCUUCUUGGCGGUUAUAGAUGACAGCAGCAUUAAAAUUGCAUUGUUACUGUUUUAUCAUUUUAAGUUGUUAUUAUUUUUAUCUUAACUACUUACACACUCAUAUAUACACACAUACACACUCACACACUCACACAAAAAAACACACGUUUUUAAAACGUUGGACGCAUGUGCUUUACAACAACACAGUUUCGGUUGAAACUAAGCUAUAUAUAUAUAUUUAUACAUAUAUAUUUAUAUAUAUUAAUACAUACAUACUGUUCUUUAUUUUUAUCUCUGCUCUUUAACUGAACCUCUACCUAAUUGAAGUUCUUAAAAUUUUCCUUUCUGCUACGUCCGAGUAGCAUUCAAAUUGUCUUUGAAAUUCUCAUUUUAGUUUGUUAAAAUUUUUAGACAACAUUGUUAAACAUUUGCUUAGCUUGAUAUUAUUAAUAAUGUACAAAAGUGAAUGCAUGAUGCAUAUUGCCCAUGCGUAGCACAUCGACCACUUAUAUAUGUUCAAUCCUAAUCAAGCGAAUAAAUAAAACGUAUUUUAUGUAAAAUGUACUCAAAUAUAUGUGCACAUAUAGAUAAUGUAUCUGUAUAAUAUGUAAAAAAAUCAAAUUGACAACAUUUUAAUGCGGGUCAAUCAUACUUUAUAUAUACGCCAUUUUAAAUCAAUAAAAACGAAUUGAUAAACAAAUUGAAUACGCUUCUUGUUGUACUCAUGCUUAUACGGGUUAACAAGCGGGUAAAGCCCGGCUCUGCCUGGGCAAAGUUUGUAUCUUCAAAUUAUGCACAUCAUUCUUUCAUCCAAUAGGCAGUCAGUCAGUCAGGGUAAACAUUUUUACAUAUAUAUGU
Molecule: messenger RNA, 5016 nt
Organism: Drosophila novamexicana
Lineage: Eukaryota; Metazoa; Arthropoda; Insecta; Diptera; Drosophilidae
Gene: hop
Product: tyrosine-protein kinase hopscotch
Exons: 10
Coding region: 387-4136 (1249 amino acids)
Biological process (GO): peptidyl-tyrosine phosphorylation; cell differentiation; hemopoiesis
Cellular component (GO): cytoskeleton; cytosol
Molecular function (GO): ATP binding; cytokine receptor binding; non-membrane spanning protein tyrosine kinase activity
Source: RefSeq, a predicted model, not a curated record